ACAAAUAGACCAAUAUAGAAAGCACAAAAAACACAUGUUGCUUAAAAGUAACCACAAAUAAUCAUAGCUGGCUAUUACAAUAUUCUAAAAGGAAUCAAACCACCUUUCUAAAACCAUUGAAAUUGAAUAACUUUGCAGAAUUUGUGGUCAAAACUCUUCCCUUCAAGUCUUGUCUUCUCUGAAUUCUGGUGAUCUAUUUGUUAGGUUCAUCAAAAAAUGGAUGGUGUCUCUGUCAAGGUUGAGCCUGAGGAGUUUAGGGGUCUAGAAUCUUCUCCUGUUGCUGUUGAUGGUGUUAGUUCUAACAUGGAUGAUGGGUCAAUGGUGAAUUUCUCAGCAAACAAGUCGAUGGCAGCAUCUCGAAUGAACGAGGCGUUUCCUAGUACAAAUCAGCUUACCAUCUUCUAUAACGGGAAUAUUUGUAUCUAUAACGGAAUUCCAGCAGAAAAGAUGCAAGAAAUAAUGCUCAUGGCUUCUGCUUCUGCCAAGUCUACGGAAACGAAGAAUAUUGUGAAACAGUCUCCUGUUCCUUCACCUAUGCCCUCAAGCCCCUCUUCUCCACUUGCCGCCACUGAUAAUGUUGCUUCAUCGCAGGCACUCUGCUUUCCUGCAAAGAAGAGUUCCGUCUGCAGGCUGCAAGAAUUUCCAAUAGCACGCAGACAUUCACUUCAAAGGUUUCUUGAGAAGCGGCGAGACAGGUUGGGUAGUAAAGCACCUUAUCCGUCUUCGCCGAUAACAAAGGUGGCUGACAACAUUGAGAACAACUUCUGCUCUGAGAAUUCGCCAGAUUCGGUUUCGUUGAAGGGGCCAAACGAAGAAUUUCAGCCAACUAUAUCUGCCUCUUGAGCAGAAUUCUAGUGUUGGUUGCUGUGUUUUGUCUGUAUGCAUGUAGAACUACUAUAUAAACUAAUGUAACUGUUAUUUUUCAUGUUCUGAAGACAUCACUACUGAACCUGAAAUUGUAAGAAGUGUGACUUGGAAGUUGCAUGUUUCUGGUCAUGUCUAGAAAGAAUGCUUUCUGCUUAGAUCACACAUUUGUAAUUGUUUUUCUUGUAUUUGACUGUUUGUAGACAACUAAUUAUCAUUGUGUUAAUGUUCGAAAAUAUACUUUUAUGAUA
Molecule: messenger RNA, 1115 nt
Organism: Vicia villosa (hairy vetch)
Lineage: Eukaryota; Viridiplantae; Streptophyta; Magnoliopsida; Fabales; Fabaceae
Product: protein TIFY 3B-like
Exons: 5
Coding region: 217-843 (208 amino acids)
Biological process (GO): regulation of jasmonic acid mediated signaling pathway; regulation of defense response; response to wounding
Cellular component (GO): nucleus
Source: RefSeq, a predicted model, not a curated record